CUCUCCUCCCCUCCCCGUUUGUUUUCGUCUGGUCGUGCUCGCGUGUUCGUAAACAUUGCUGAAUUUUCGCUAUUUUAUUCGCAUGACACAGGGAAUUACUGUUCUGAACCAUGUCCGAGCUAGCUCUUAACAUUGUCAGUGGUCCAGUUAAAACUUUCAAGCAAAAGAAGAGAAAAAAUCAAGAUGAAGGAGAUUUUAAGGCCAAAACCUCAAAGAAAUUUAAAAGUAUGGGUGGAAAGAAUGUCCAAAAGAAACCUUUCAAAAGGAAAGAUGAUACAGAAUCUGAAAAUGAAGACACUGGACAAAAUGCGAAAUCAAACCAAGAGGCCGAAGUAUCUCCCAGAAAGGAUAGAACUCCUGGCCCUGCUUCAUCGUUAUUUAAAUCAAAUCCUGAAGUACCCUUUCUUGAACAUAAAGAUGUUAAGCCUGUCUCAGAACAUGUGUUUUCCUCUGAAUUAAUUAAAGAUAUGCCAAUUCACGCACAUUCAAUAGCAAAUUUAGAAAAAAAUUUAGGUAUGUCAAAGGUGACUACUGUUCAAAAAAUGUCGUUUCCUGUGAUAAUGAGUGGGAAAGAUACCCUAGUUCGUUCUCAGACGGGAAGUGGUAAAACCAUAGCAUAUGCUUUACCAAUUGUAGAAUCACUGCAAAGUAUCAGACCUAAGCUACAACGAUCACAUGGUGUGCAGGCUGUGGUAAUCGUUCCUACAAGAGAACUUGCUUUACAAACUUAUGAAUGCUUUGUAAAACUGGUUAAGCCAUUUACCUGGAUUGUGCCAGGAUAUUUAGUAGGAGGAGAGAAAAAAAAAUCUGAAAAGGCCAGGUUAAGAAAGGGAAUAUCUAUUUUAAUUGGUACACCAGGAAGAUUGUUGGAUCAUAUUCAGCACACUAAGAGUCUUCUUUUAUACCAAGUGAGAUGGUUGGUAAUUGAUGAAGCUGAUCGUUUGCUUGACAUGGGAUAUGAAAAGGAUGUAGCCAGUUUGGUCCGUGCCUUAAAUGAGCAGCAGUUUGGCAAUCCAGAGGGGGAAAAGGAGAGAUUUCAUCCUUUGGAUGUGGAUGCACCUGAAAUAGAUCCCAAUGCUUCACCCUUUGUAUGUAAGGUGAAAAGACAGACCAUUAUGCUCUCCGCCACCAUGACUGCAUCUGUUGAUCGCUUAGCUGGCCUCACUCUAAAACAUCCCAAGUUUGUUGAUGCUGCAGUAAUAGAUGAAGAUGAUGAUGAACAUAAUAUUGCGAUGAUUGAGCAGGACCUAGUCAUACCAGACAGUUUAACACAAUGGUAUCUCCUCAUACCUGCUAAACUUAGAUUAGUUACUCUUGCAUCAUUCAUUGUUUGGAAGUGCCGUAUGACUGCUGAAAGGAAGAUGCUCAUUUUUAUGGCAACACAGGAUAUGGUGGACUUUCAUACAGAGAUGCUUACAACUGUUCUUGGAACUCGUGAAAAGAAGACAGGUGGGGUUGAUGAGGACUCUGAUCUUGAAGAUGAAUAUGGCCUACUGAAAAAGAAAGAUGAUGAUGAAGAGGAUGUUAAAGAUCCAAGCUUAGUAGACAUUGAAUUUUUCAAGCUCCAUGGUAAUAUGACUCAAAAGGAGAGAACCGAUGUGUUCAAAACAUUCAGAAGUGCCACAUCUGGUGUUCUUUUGUGCACUGAUGUUGCAUCUCGAGGUCUUGAUUUGCCCAUGGUGGACUGGAUUGUUCAGUAUACUGCACCUGCAACCGCUGCUGAUUAUGUACAUAGGGUGGGUCGUACAGCUAGAGUUGGUGCCGAAGGUUCUUCUAUGAUCAUGCUGUGUCCUUCUGAGUCAGGGUUUAUCACUCAGCUGGAGGAGAGAAGAGUCAAACUUUUUGAGGAAGGGAUGGAGAGAACUUUACAACAUCUGGUUCCCACUAUGGCCACGUCCAUCCCAUCACUGCUAAAGAUGCGCAACGGCGCCACCGAGCUGGCCGCCACGAAGCUGCAGCUGCGUUUCGAGGACGCCGUGUCCGGCCGCGAGGACCUCCACGCCAUGGCCGCUAAAGCCUACGUCUCGUUCGUGCGCUUCUACGCGAGCUACCCGCACGAGACGCGCGGGGUGUUCAACUUCAAGGCCCUGCACCUGGGCCACUACGCCAAGUGCUUCGCGCUCCGCGACCCGCCCUCCAAGAUCGGCGGCCUCGGCAAGAAGCAGUGGCUGGACCGGGGCAAGGGCGGCGGCGACGGCCGUCAGCCGGGACGCGGGCGCCAGCCGGGAGGAGGCCACGGAGGAGUCCAGGGCGGCGGCAGACCCGGCACCAAGCCGCUGCAGCAGCCGCGACCACGGGGUGGCCCUGGCUCCAGCCGGGGACUGGCCGGCGGCCGCGGCACGGGGAAGUCCCAGGACGGCAAGCCCGGCUCCGGCGCGAGGGGCGGGCCCUUCGGCAAGCCGAGCGCGUUCGGCGCCCGCUCCUCGGCCGCGAGGACGACCAAGCUGGCUGCCUCCGAGUUCUCGAGCGGCCUUCAGUUCAAGAAGAAGAAGCAGAAGAAGGGCGACGACUAGAGAGGUGCGCCGGCGUUGACAUGUUGUUAUUAUAUUAUUUCCGUGGCGGUGAUGUAAAGAAAGGAGCAAAGAUUUAAUUUUUGUUUUCUGGUUUAAAUGAACUGGUAUGAUUACAUAUUAAAUACAUCACUGUCACACCAAAAA
This is a messenger RNA of Frankliniella occidentalis (western flower thrips), 2657 nucleotides long. Its product is annotated as probable ATP-dependent RNA helicase DDX31. The record is from RefSeq and is a predicted model, not a curated record. Gene Ontology annotation, molecular function: nucleic acid binding; ATP binding. Lineage: Eukaryota; Metazoa; Arthropoda; Insecta; Thysanoptera; Thripidae. The coding region runs from base 111 to 2513 and encodes 800 amino acids. The transcript is spliced from 11 exons. Gene Ontology annotation, biological process: ribosome biogenesis. Gene Ontology annotation, cellular component: nucleus.